Molecule: messenger RNA, 270 nt
Organism: Adineta ricciae
Lineage: Eukaryota; Metazoa; Rotifera; Eurotatoria; Adinetida; Adinetidae
Source: the annotation of a GenBank genome assembly
AUGAGUACGACAAAUACGAAUUUUAUCGAUUUUCUACAUGAUCAUUAUUCGAAUGGAUCUACUGACGACAUAUCGCAGACAUUGGCUCGACUUCAGCAACGUCUUGAACAACAGCGGAAACUUGUUUUGAAUGAAAUAGCAACUGUAAAAAAGGAAGAAGAAGAAAUGAAAGCUUUUGUACAGACAAAUCAACAACAAUCAUUUGAUAAUUCUUGUAAAAAAGAUUCUUUAGAUAUUGAAGAAUUAAAUAAAUUACCAUUAGAUCUCUAA